Messenger RNA from Pseudophryne corroboree (corroboree frog), 5150 nucleotides. RefSeq lists its product as uncharacterized. The record is from RefSeq and is a predicted model, not a curated record. Lineage: Eukaryota; Metazoa; Chordata; Amphibia; Anura; Myobatrachidae.
GUGACCCGCACUUCCUGUAUGCCAAGCCUCGCUCCCAGCUGCGCGCCCUCUGACCUCUGUCACUCUCCUCCCCCUGGUGAUUGCUGCCAGUGACCGGGCUCCUCUGCUACAACUACUGUGCAGUGAGGACCGAGAGCCUGUUUUACUGGGGAUCACAGGAGAGUAACCUGUUCUGUAUAAAUCACUGAUUCACUGAGGAUGGACAUGGACAGCGGUACUGUGACUGAGAGGAUAAUACAUCUCACCCUGGAGAUUAUCUACCUACUGACUGGGGAGGGUUACAAAGUAGUGAAGAAGACAUCCGGUGAGUGUGAGACACCCAGCAGCCGUCCCCGUGUGUCAGGUGGACUGAGCAGGACCCAGAGCCCAAUCCCGGUGGUUCCACCUCACUCACUGACACGUGAGAGGCACAAUGACCAGAAGAUCCUGGAACUCGCCAACAAGAUCAUUCAGCUGCUGACUGGAGAGGAGAGGGAGUAUAUAGAGGAAUACAGGGGUCUGUACAAGGACGUGAUGAUAGAGAAUCACCGGCCCCUCACAUCACUGGAUGGACCCAGUAACAGAGAUACCCCAGAGAGAUGUCCCCGUCCUCUGUAUUCCCAGGAUUGUACAGAGGAGAAUCACAGGAUCCCACAGGAGGAUCAGAUAAAAGUUAUAGAGAAAGAAGAAGAGAUGUAUGUGACCGAUAUGAAAGCAGAAGAUAAAGAGGGAGAAGAAGAAACGUAUAUGACUAAUAUGAAGGCAGAAGAUACAGAGGGAGAAGAAGAGACGUAUGUGAUUGAUAUGAAGGCAGAAGAUAUAGAGGGAGAAGAAGAGACGUAUGUGAUUGAUAUAAAGGGAGAAGAAGAGACGUAUGUGACUGAUAUGAAGGUAGAAUAUAUAGAGGGAGAAGAAGAGACGUUUUUAACGGAUAUAAAGGCAGAAGAUAUAGAGGGAGAAGAAGAGACGUAUGUGAGGGGUGAUCAGCGGUGUAAGGAGGAAGAAAUCCCUACAGAUAUCAGCACAGCAGAUGGAGGCAUAAGCCAGAAGACCUCAGAGGGAGAUCUCAUUUUGUCUUCAGAUAUUAAAAUACAAGAUAACAUCACACAGGACUCUCCAGGAGACAUACCCAUUACUCUAAAUAUCCAUUCUAUACCUCACUGUGCAGAUAUAUCAUCUGAUCCCUCUAAUCAUGUGGAAUGUUCUCCGAAUAACUCAAAUAUUGCUACACAUAGUGCUGCUCUUACAGGUGAUUCAGUCUUUAUCUGUUCUGAAUGUGGUAAAAGUUUUGUACGUCACUCAGUGUUUGUUAUACAUCAGAGGUAUCACACAGGUGAGAGGCCAUUUCCAUGUUCUGAGUGUGGGAAGUGUUUUUUUCAGAAGUCAAAUCUUGUUAUACAUCAGAGAAGUCACACAGGUGAGAAACCAUUUCCGUGUUCUGUAUGUGGGAAAUGUUUUUCACAGAAAUCGGAUGUUAUUAAACAUGAGAGAAAUCACACAGGUGAGAGGCCAUUUCCAUGUCCGGAAUGUGGCAAAUGUUUUGCAAAUAAAUCAAAUCUUAUUGUACAUCAGAAAAGUCACACAGGUGAGAGUCUAUUUCCAUGUUCUGAGUGUGGGAAAUGUUUUACAGCGAAAUCAAUACUUAUUAGACAUCAGAGAAGUCACACAGGUGAGAAGCCAUUUCCAUGUUCUGAGUGUGGGAAAUGUUUCACAGAGAAAUCGGUUCUUAUUAGACAUCAGAAAAGUCACACAGGUGAGAGGCCAUUUCCAUGUUCUGAUUGUGGGAAAUGUUUUACACAUAAAUCCAAUCUUGUUACACAUCAGAGAUGUCACACAGGCGAGAAGCUAUUUCCAUGCUCUGAGUGUGGAAAAUGUUUUACACGGAAAUCAAAUGUUGUUACACAUCAGAGAAGUCACACAGGUGAGAGGCCAUUUCCAUGUUCUGCGUGUGGGAAACGUUUUAAAUAUAUAUCAAGUCUUGUUGCACACGAGAGAAUUCAUACAGGUGAGAAGCCAUUUCCAUGCUCUGAGUGUGGGAAAUGUUUUACAUGGAAAUCAAAUGUUGUUAUACAUCAGAGGAGUCACAGUGAGAAACCAUUUCCAUGUGAUGAGUGUGGGAAAUGUUUUACAUUGAAAUCACAACUUGUUAUACAUCAGAGAAGUCACACAGGUGAGAAACCAUUUCCAUGUGAUGAGUGUGGGAAAUGUUUUACACAGAAAUCAGAUCUAGUUAAACAUAAGAGAAGUCACACAGGUGUGUGGGUGACUAUAACGAAUACUAUGGGGAAGACUUCUCAGGCUGCGGCCAAGCUUGAAAAAUACGCUAGAAAUCCUCCCGCGCAAAAUAAGAGAACGGGGGAGUCGCAGGAUGGAUCCUCUCCCCCCUCCCCGGCUACAAGUGCGGGCUCCGGCCCUCCAGAGACCUCAGAGGAUGCUAUCCAAAGGGUACUGGACGCAGUUAAUGCCAGCGAAGGCAGGCUGGCCGAAAAGAUUACACAGGUGCAAUCAGAUCUCUCCUUAAUUCAUCAGGAUCUACAACGAGUUAGAGAGAGAGUGGGGGAGGCGGAAACCCGCAUUUCUACUGUCGAGGACACUGUGGCUCCGCUCGGCCGACGCACCACUGCCCUUGAAUCCCAGAUGUCGGAGGUGCAGAAAAAAUUGACCGAUAUGGAGGGGCGUCUGAGACGGAAUAACAUUCGGUUUGUGGGCUUACCGGAAAGGGAGGAGGGUGAUGCACCUGAGCAGUUUUUGGAGAAGUGGCUUACAGAUUUCUUUGGGACGGACGCCUUUACAUCACACUACGCGGUGGAACGAGCACAUAGAAUCCCUAUGCGACCAUUGCCGCCGGGGGCUCCUCCCCGUACAUUUAUAGCUAAAUUCCUCCACUUCAAGGAUCGGGACAAGGUGCUCACCCUGGCACGCACCAAAGGCCCACUUAAGUGGAAUGGCACCCGGAUCUCUGUAUUUCCUGAUUUUGCGGUUGACGUCCAGAAGGAGAGAGCCCAGUUCCUUCCGAUCAAGAGACGUCUCCGGGAGCUCAAUCUCCCCUAUGCUAUGCUUUUUCCUUCAAGGUUGCGGGUGGUCGCAGGAGGAGAGACUAAAUUUUUCUCAACCCCGCGGGAGGCGGCGACGUGGCUUGACCGGCAGUUCCCGGCAGGACGCCCUCUGGUCAUCGAUACAGCCUUUGUUGCUAUUUACAUACCCCCACCGUACUCCCCGGAGGUUUUACGCAAGGCUGCUGAUUUCAUGUCCCUUUACCCCAAUAUUCCCACUGUCUGCACUGGGGACUUUAAUAAUGUUAUGGAUCUUAGAGUGGAUAGAUUCAACACCAACACUACUGUGCCUCGCCCACGUCCGGGUAACUUUGCUAUGUUAGUGGAGGGCAUGGGUUUGGUGGACGUCUGGAGGGUGCGGCAUCCGGCUGCUCGACAGUUCUCCUGCUUCUCCCCUACUUACUCCUCCUUUUCUAGGAUCGACAUGGCCCUGGUCUCCCCCUGUUUAGUUCCCAAGAUUGUUGAUAUCCAGUACGCAACUAGAGGUAUCUCUGACCACUCACCAGUACUGUUGAAUCUGGAUACUGGGGGGACCCGGGGACAGUUGUUCUGGAAAUUUAACUCAUUCUGGCUUUCACAGAUGGGCACUGGAGCGGAGCUUGAGCUUGCCUGGCGGGAGUUCUUGGAGCUGAAUGGGGGCACUACUGGACCAGCAAUCCUCUGGGACGCAUUUAAAGCAUUUAUACGUGGUUCUCUAAUUAGACGGGUUGCUACCUUAAAAAAUGGCUAUAAACGCCAGGAGGUGGAGCUUGAGGCUUCCUGUAGGUCCCUAGAAAUCCAAUAUUUGCAGGAUGGAUUGGCUGCCUCCAGGGACGCAUGGCUGCUUGCGCAGUCCAAAUGGAGGAGCUGUCUAUCUGAUAAAGCCAAAUACCGUUUGCUGUAUGCCCAACACUCAUACUAUGCUACAGGCGACAGACCUGGUACUUAUCUAGCACAUUUAGCGGCGGCAGAUAAAUUCUCUAAUACUGUCCUUGCGAUAGGCGGAGAUGAUGGUGUAACUUAUGUAAAAACCCCGGAAAUAGCAGACCAAUUUGUUGCUUAUUAUAAAAAUCUGUAUAGUACGAGACUAUCGGCUGAUUCAACGGAAAUAAAUGAUUAUCUUGUUGGUUUACCAUUGCCCUCGCUCUCUAAUGUGGCGGUUGAAUUCCUGGACUCCCCUUUGUCAUUGACGGAGAUUGAAACAGCCAUCAAGUCAUUUCCUGGAGCAGUGGAGCCCUUGGCGUGCUUGCUGCGUUCUGACUUGCGGGUGGGGGGGUUCCGGGUGGGCCCCACCACGGACAAGAUUGCUCUAUACGCGGAUGAUAUUCUGCUGUUUGAAAAAAUUUCAAUAAAAAUUGUUGAAUUUAAAAAAAAAAAACAUCUGCGAAUUCACACAGGAGAGAAACCCUUUCCAUGCUCUGAGUGUGGAAAAUGUUUUACACAGAAAUCAGUACUUGUUAAACAUCGGAGAUGUCACACAGGUGAGAGGCCGUAUCCAUGUUCAGAGUGUGGGAAAUGCUUUAUGCAGAAAACACAUCUUUCUGAACAUCAUAAACUUCACACAGGUGAGAAACCAUUUCUAUGCUCUGAGUGUGGGAAAUGUUUUCCAUAUAAACCAGAUCUUGUUACACAUCAGCGAAGUCACACAGGUGAGAAACCAUUUCGGUGUUCAGAAUGUGGGAUGUGUUUUAGACAUAAAUCAGUUCUUGUUGUACAUAAGAGAACUCACAGUGGUGAGAAGCCAUAUUCAUGUUCUGAGUGUGGGAAAUGUUUUACACAGAAAUCAGAUCUUGUUGCACAUCAGGGAAGUCACACAGGUGAGGCACCGUAUCCAUGCUCCGAGUGUGGAAAGUCUUUUAAACGGAAGUCAAAUUUUAUAACACAUCAGAAAAUCCACAUGAAGGAGAACGGAUUGGCAUGUGAUGAUGUCUGUGUGGUGUAAGUGCGUGUCUGAGAGGCAUGUUCAUAGGUCUGAUUGGCAUUUUGUUGAGGUUUUCAGUACUUGAGGGAUGUGAGCAGAUUUUUUUGAGCAAGUGAAGAACAUUUUAGGAUGAAUGAUGUUGGCUUGCCAGGGGGAUGUUUUCAGUUUAUUUCAUUUCUGAAAUUAAGGUCUACGUACGUUCCUUUUUUUUUUUUUUU